Molecule: messenger RNA, 3799 nt
Organism: Cydia strobilella
Lineage: Eukaryota; Metazoa; Arthropoda; Insecta; Lepidoptera; Tortricidae
Product: RE1-silencing transcription factor-like
Exons: 1
Coding region: 348-3449 (1033 amino acids)
Biological process (GO): regulation of transcription by RNA polymerase II
Cellular component (GO): nucleus
Molecular function (GO): RNA polymerase II cis-regulatory region sequence-specific DNA binding; DNA-binding transcription factor activity, RNA polymerase II-specific
Source: RefSeq, a predicted model, not a curated record
GAUCGAAAUAGUUGCUGAAGUAUUAUUAGAACUGAAAAUUAAAUAGGUUACAGCCUUGAAGGCUACGCGCGACCGAUGUAACAUCUGAAAAUUGUGUUUAAAUGAAAAUGUGGUGUUCUGUGAGUAGUGCUGUCAAAAACAUCGAAAUCAGGGAUCUUUUGGAAGAAAAUCGUAGGUAUUAUUGCUUCGUGUGGAACAUUAAGUGAAAAGUGCAACGAAGAUUACAUCAAAAAGGAACGAGGUCAAUCAAAAAUAUUUGCUGAAUUAUCAAAAAUAAUUCAGAAACUUAUAUUUGCAUAGAAAAAGCAGUGUCAAGUAAUAUUUUAAGCUUUUUACUAAAAUAAAACAUGCAAAUGACUCUAAUCCACCAUGCUAAUGACAUAUCCCUUAACCCUGUUUGGCACAGAGGAACAAAUAUGUUGCUUUUAUCACAUAUCCAACUAGUUCCUGCAGUAGAUACAACAACAUACAACUGUCCAAUAUGCAGUCACAUAUCUAUAUCCAUGGAAAACUUCAAGCAACAUUUACAGACUGUACAUCCCCGGAAUCAAUAUAUUUGUAAAAUAUGCCAUAGAAAGUAUAAAACCGCCAAGAGCUUGAGGCGGCAUGAGAAGACGCACCAAAAUAAUGUUGAACCGGUCAAAGAGCAGAAAGAACCAGACAUACCGUGCCCACAAUGCCCGAAGAAGCUUAGCACACAGACUGCCUUACACUGGCAUGUUGAGCGUAAUCAUACCGAUAAUGAAAAAACUAAUACUUGUCAGGUUUGCGGAAAAGAGCUGGCGGACCAUGCCCUGUUGAAAAGACAUUUAGAAACAGUGCAUUCUUUAGAAUCCGCUACCUGUUCAAUAUGUUGUAAAACUUUUAAAAGUGUCACUAACAUGCAAAGACAUAUGGCUGUAACACAUCCGCCCGAAGAAGCCGAACAAACUUGUGAAAUUUGCAAUAAGACAUUCAAAUGUUCAACACACUUGCGAAUCCAUAUACGAGCUGUACACUCAACGCAAACUCUAUUUAACUGUGAUAUAUGUAAUAAAGAGUUUGCUUUGAAAUCAUACUUGUUAAAACACAAAAAAACACAUAUUGAUGUCAAGGAGGUCCAGUGUGAAAUAUGUUAUCAAGUGUAUAAAACUGUUGAUGAUGCGAAAAGACAUGCAAAACGUGUGCAUAUGAAACCAGAGGACUCGAAAAAAAUGAAGACUCACAAGUGUGACAUCUGCGACAAAGAGUUCACUCGCACUAAAUAUCUGUUUUUCCAUAAAAAAACACAUGUUGAUAAAACACUUUCAUGUAAAUUCUGUCACAAAUUGUUCAAAUGCAAUAGCCAUGUCAACAGGCAUACUAAACGAGUACACACAAAAUCAGUGAAACCAAAUACAGAUGCAAGUUUUUACUGUGACAUAUGUAACAAAGCAUUCAGUAAGAAGAAAAAUUUAGUGAAACAUAUUCAAAUUCAUAUGAUUUUGAAAAAAGAGGUUCCUUGUGGAAUUUGCAACAAAUUAUUUAAAACUAACAGCGACGUUAAUAGGCACCUAAGACGAGUCCAUAUGAAAAACAUGAACAUAAAGGAUAUGAUUAUGAAAAAUAAAAAAAUGAAGAAUUUAAAUAAAAAUACACCAGCAAAAGUUAAUAAGAAAAAAAAACCAACUACAGAACAUAUAGAUGAUGCUCUUAAAAAUAUGGAUUAUACAGAAGUUAUAAGUACUAAUCACACUGUCAAAGCUCUCAAUGUAGCAGAGUACACAGAUGAAAUCCCUAAAAGCGAAGACUACACAUUGGCAACACUUGAACAUACAGAAUACUCAGAAACACUUCAAAGCACAGAAUAUACAGAAGGCCUUGCAACUAUAGAGCGCACAGGCGAAUUUAAAAGCUCGGAUAUAGAAGAAGAAUUUGCUAGUACAGAGAACACAAGGGGAGCCUUAAUAGGUACUCAGUUAAAUGAUGAAGUGAUUAUAAAAGAAGACUUUAUUGAGGAUGACUUUGAAAGUACUGAUUAUGCUAACAAAGCUCUUCAAAGUGCUAUUUCUAAAUUGACAGAAGACACGGAUGAAAACACAGAGCUUGGAGAGCCAAUUAAAAGUGUUAAACUACUUAAAGAACCGACUACAAAUACAGAGAUAAUCAUUGAGAAAACAGACUUAAUAGAAGCUCUCGAAAAUACAGAAUGUGAAAACGAAGCCAAAUGUGACACAUACAUAAAAGAUAAGUCACACAGAAAUACAGAUAUUAUAAAGGCAGCUAUCGAAAGUUCCGAUUUUACAAUGGAAGACCUUGGAAUGACAGUAAUUAUUAAAGAAGCUCUUUUAAGUGACGAUUCAAAUAGUCCCCUUGGAAGCACAGAUUUACGAGCAGAUAUAGGUUUAAAAGUAGUAGCAAAAGGGUCACCUGAAGAUACCGAGUUGAGUGAAAAAAUUGGGAACACAGAUAUUAUAAAGGCAGCUAUUGAGAUUUCAGAUUUUAGUAUGGAAGACCUUGAAAUUGCAAACAAAAACAAAGUCUUUACAAGUACAGGGAUAAAUAAAGACCUACUUGAAAGUUUAGAGUCUACAGAAGACUUGGAAAAUGCAGAUUUCAUAGACGCACUCGAAAGUGUAAAAUGCUCCGAGAGAACACUUGGAAAUACUGAUAUUAUAAAAGACGCUAUCGAAAGUACCAAUUUUACAAUGGAAGAUCUAGGACUAACGGAAUAUACAGAGGAUGCCUUAGGCACAGAAUACACGAUAGAAGAUUUUGGAAUAACAGAAUGUACUGAACUGGAAAGUACAGAAUUUGAGGAAGAAACGCUUACAAGUACAGAUUUCAUAGAGAAAGCUCUUAGCAGCACCGUUUAUGCAAAGGAAGGUGGUGGUACAGAUUUGCUAAAGAAAACUAUUAAAAAUACUGAUUUGAUAGAAACCCUCACAGGCGCAGAGUACGCAAAAGAAGUCCCGACAGAGUUAGAAGAUGUCCUUGGAAAUGAAUUCGCAGACCAAACUCUCGAAAACACAUUUUUCAUUGAUGUCCUUGGCACUGAUUUUGCUAAGAAACUACCUACGAAAUUCACAGGAAAAGUUCUCGAUGGUGCAGAUUUUAGAGAGGCCCUUACAAGGACAGAUUUUAUACAGGCCCUGAGUUCAGUCGCAGAUAAGGAUUUCAUAGAACAAGCUCGUGAAAGUAUCGAGUAUGCAAAAGAAAAUGAUGAUUUAGAGUUGACAAAUAAAGCUUUAGCAAAUACGGAUAUUAUAAAAGAAGCAAUCAAUAACUCAGCUUGUAAGAUAGAAGAUCUGGGCUCUACAGAUUAUGCCAUGAAUGAAAUCAAAGAAUACACGGAAGCUGAUCUCAAGAGUAUUGAAAUUAAACUUUUAAAAUGUCUUAAAUGUGGCAUUGAUUUUGAGAAUGAUGUAGAUUUACAUACUCAUUUGUGUGGUGGGGAGAUGACUUUGUUUCUAGAUUUCCAAGAAAUGUAGACAUCUUGCAUCUGUUGUACUUAUAUAAAAACUUGUAGUAUGUGCAGAUAAUAAAUUCUGUAUUUGGUUGUGGUUAUAAUAAUAUUCGAAAUAUAUAUUUUCAUUCGACAAUGACUAGAAGCGCCAGUUGCACCAACCAACCUCUCUUGACGGACUGAUCAACGGCAAUCGGCAGUGAACUAUGAAACUUCCCAAACAAUAACAUUUAGCGAACGUUUUAAUGAUGACAGGCGGUUUGGUGCAACUGACGCUAAAAGAUGUGCUGUCUGAGUAAUUAUAAUUACUAAUACCAAUACCUACGCUUAUUUAAGAGGCCGGUGUACAUUUUGGAGCAAAAAUGUAAAAUUGAU